UAUGUAUGUAGGGAGUGUGGAAAAGCUUGUAAUCGUAAGUCACACCUCAUUACCCAUCAGAGAAUCCACACUGGGGAGAAACCUUAUGAAUGUAGGGCGUGUGGAAAAGCUUUUAUUCGUAAGUCACACCUCAUUACUCAUCAGAGAAUCCACACUGGGGAAAAACCUUAUGAAUGCAGUGAGUGUGGAAAAGGCUUUUCUAAUAAGUCAAGCAUGAGAUCACAUCAGAGAAUCCACACUGGGGAAAAACCGUAUGAAUGUAGCCAUGAAUGUGGAAAAGCUUUUAUUUGUAAGUCACACCUCAUUAGCCAUCAGAAAAUACACACUGGGGAAAAACCUUAUGAAUGUAGUGAAUGUGGAAAAGCUUUUACUCAUAAGUCACACCUCAUUAGCCAUCAGAGAAUCCACACUGGGGAAAAACCUUAUGAAUGUAAAGAAUGUGGAAAAGGUUUUAUUUGUAAGUCAUACCUUACUAAACAUCAGAAAAUCCACACUGGGGAAAAACCUUAUGAAUGUAGAGAUUGUGGAAAAGCUUUUAUUCAUAAGUCACAACUCAUUAGCCAUCAGAGAAUCCACACUGGGGAGAAACCUUAUGAAUGUAGGGAGUGUGGAAAGGCUUUUCAUCACAAGUCAAGCAUGAGAUCACAUCAGAGAAUCCACACUGGGGAAAAAUCUUAUGAAUGUAGACAGUGUGGAAAAACUUUUACCACCCAGUCAGGUUUCAUUCAUCAUCAGAGAAUCCACAUGGGAGAAAAACCGUAUGAAUGUAGUGAAUGUGGAAAAGCUUUUAUUCGUAAGUCACACCUUAUUACUCAUCAGAGAAUCCACACUGGGGAAAAACCUUAUGAAUGUAGUCAGUGUGGAAAAGGCUUUUCUGAUAAGUCAAGCAUGAGAUCACACCAGAGAAUCCACACUGGGGAAAAACCUUAUGAAUGUAGCCAGUGUGGAAAAGGAUUUGCUCAUAA
Ochotona princeps (American pika) is the source of this 965-nucleotide messenger RNA. Its product is annotated as zinc finger protein 300-like. NCBI's taxonomy places the organism in Eukaryota, Metazoa, Chordata, Mammalia, Lagomorpha, Ochotonidae. The annotation marks the transcript as partial. Gene Ontology annotation, molecular function: RNA polymerase II cis-regulatory region sequence-specific DNA binding; DNA-binding transcription factor activity, RNA polymerase II-specific. Gene Ontology annotation, biological process: regulation of transcription by RNA polymerase II. The record is from RefSeq and is a predicted model, not a curated record. Gene Ontology annotation, cellular component: nucleus. The transcript has 2 exons.